CUCGAAUCCUCGAUCUUUUGUUUCAUUUUCUGCUUGAAUAGAAUUUCGGUCUUUUUGAUGGUUAUACCGAGUUAUACCCACCAUAUCCUCGUAACUAUAGCCGCUAUGGAACAUCACUGCUGGUGGGAAGAUCAUCCCCAUCGAUGGAAUAUGCGCGCCGUUCGCAGGACAGCCAUUAGCUCCUUGAAGCACGGCAUACAGGAUUUCUCAGGUGUGGAUCCCUGGCUCGCUGGCCUACUCCAAAUGGCCCUGCGCAUGUUUCCACGCUCCGACUAUGAUCAAUUCGAGAGAGAAGUCGCUGUGUUAGUUUCCGUGGCAGUCUUUGUGGCCAUUGUAAGCAUUUUCCUUCUCAACCUGCUCAUUGCUCAAUUGAGCCAAUCCUACCACGACGUCUUCGAAGACAUGCAGGGCUUUGCUCGAUUGAAUCGUGCUGGAACCACUGCUGCGACAUUGACGGGGAUUCCGGCCAAAAAUUGGAACAGAUUCUUGGACGGCUUGGGAUUUGAAGAGCGUCUUGAGUUCAACGAGGGUGACGUUGGCUUGGCUGGCGGCAUCCAGGUCACGGAGCCCGCCAAUGCCAACCUGGUGACCGAGGAUGCAAUUCGUCGCUAUGGUGGUUCCACCGCGCCCACCAUGCCGUGGCCACAAGAGCACGAGGAGCAUACAGAGGAAGAUCGCUUCGAUCGAUUGGAGCGUCUCAUCUCCAAGAGCUCCAAGGCCAGCCACGGCCGCAAGAGUCGGGUGAACGGUAGCAAUUCCCAGGCAAGUUCCACGUCUGACAAGUAGCUGCGGCAUGGAUCCGACAGCAUGUGAACUGUUG
Messenger RNA from Cladocopium goreaui, 820 nucleotides. NCBI's taxonomy places the organism in Eukaryota, Dinophyceae, Suessiales, Symbiodiniaceae. The record is from the annotation of a GenBank genome assembly.